UGUGUGUGCGUUGGUUUUUGUGGCUUAUGAGGACUUUUGACCUGAUUACGUACCGACACUACGGGGACAUUUGGAAUUAUGAGGACAGGGACAGUGUCCCCAUAAUUCCUCUAAUAUAUCUAUAUAUAUCUAAGUAAAAGAAGCUAAAAUUCAAAGUUUCGGUCGAAGUCCACUUACACCACAUACCCCUGAAACUGACUUUACACAGUGUUAACUCGGAAUUUAAUAUAGCGCCCCCUUUAGUCUGGUCUUGGUAUUGCACCAACUUACACACUCACACAAAAUUUGAGCCUUCUGAUUGGCUACCGCUGACUCGCCUAAUUCGCGCUCUGAUUGGCUGCGGCCGAUGUCAUUCAUGUCACGUGUCUCGGUUUGUGGGCGGAGUUUCUCUAUGUGCAGCGCGUCAUCAUGCGGAACUCAUAAUACGUCAAUCUUUAAAAAACAGCGCCCGGUGUACAGACUGUGUGAGAUGAAGCUGAGGAGGAGGAGGAGAGACAAUCCCAAACAGGAGGCUGAAUAUUUCACAUCUGCUGCCAAAGACAAGGAGGGAUUUGAUGUGAAAUAUAUAAAUUCAUUUAUAGGACGUGGAGUAUUCAGUUGUGUUCAUUUUGAUAAGGGAGAUUUUCUUUUGGAGUACAGAGGACAACUCAUAAACAAAGCUGAAUGUGAACGACGACAGAAGUUAUAUCACGAUGCCAUGAAAGCGUUCAUGUAUGAAUUCCGUUUCAAUGGAAGACUCUUAUGUGUCGAUGCUUCCAGAGAAGAUGGUUCCCUUGGGAGACUUGUCAAUGAUGACCACAUCAGCCCAAACAGCAAAAUGAAAAUAAUCACUGUAGAGGGAAAGCCUCAUCUGUGUUUAUUUGCGACUAGGAGCAUCGACCCUGGAGAAGAAAUCACAUACGACUAUGGCAAUUCUGAGCUGCCUUGGAGAAAUAAGAUUGUAGCUGAAGAACACCAACUGCCACCAGAGGAAAACAGCACUAUGGCAUUGAGUGAGGCCAGGAGGGUGAAAGACAAUCAGUCUCUGUCACAGCACCAGGCUGUUUCUGAGGCAGACCCCUUUACCCCUGUGACCGAAGAUACCCAGGCAGCCAUCAACCAAACAGAACAGAAUAUAGCUGGAGCCGUCACUGAGGUUACAUCAGAGCUGACGUCUGUGAUGGACAAGUUGGAGACUGAUGUUCCGGGUGGAGAGACAGAAAAGAAUAUAGCUGGAGCCGUCACUGAGGUUACAUCAGAGCUGACGUCUGUGAUGGACAAGUUGGAGACUGAUGUUCCAGGAGGAGAGACAGAAAAGAAUACAGCUGGAACCAUUACUGAGGUUACAACAGUGCUGACGACUAUAAAGGACAAGAUGGAGCCUGAGGUUCCAAGAAAGGAGACAGAAAAGAUUACCAUUGUGAAGGAGCAAUCUGGGCCUGAGGAAAAAGAUACAAUAGCACCAAGUGAGAAAACAGAAAAAAAUUGUAAACAUGAAAUGGUCUUCACAACUGUUUCGAGCAUGAACAAAUGUGCAGCAUGUGUUGGACCUGUAGCAUCACUCAAAUGGAUUGGUCUGAGAUGCAAAGUCUGCAAUUGUUUUUGGCACAAGUCCUGCUUUGUAAAACUUAUUAAGAAUGAGUCACUAUCAUGGCUUCCAAACCCCAGGAGAUAUCUGGUGUGGGAAUGUAGACUCUGCCAUGGCUGCCAAACCCAAAACCCUGACCCUACCGUGGUGUUCAUUUAGUUCUCCUGGCUAAACUGAUGGAAGUGAAUCUGAGAAUGGCACUGAAAGUGAGAAUAUGAAUGUGUCUAUGAGUGCACCAGUGCAGAUUGGUAGGUUUUUCUAACAUAUUGAUGUGUUACAUGCCCAAUUGUUUUGGUCAUGAUCAGUCCACACUGUUUGUGUGCUGAAUAAUGUGGUAAUCUCUUCUUACAGGGAUGCAGAAGGAUCACCCACCAAAAGAAGCCAAAGCUGGAUGUUCUGGUUGUAUUUUCCAAGUUAUAUAUGUGGUUUUGACUUUUAUUUUAGUCAUAUAACUCAUAAUUAUCAUUUUUGUUUUACCUAUUUUUAAUUUGAAACAAAAGUAUAUGUCAUCAUAUCUCCCAGUCUUUAUGGUUGUAUGAUGUGCAUAUUUAUAUACUUGUUUGUUUAGUCUCAAACACAGAUGCUUUGCCCAUGUCCCAUAGAGCACCUGCUGUUUUAUGUGCAAUAAGCUGGCUAUAAGGUUCACAAUUUUAAACAUCACAAUCUAAUUGAUUCUUUUGAUACGUGUUGUAUACACCAAUCAGACAUAACAACCAGUGAAAGGUGAAGUGAAUAACAUUGAUUAUUUCUCUACGAUGGCAUUUGUUGAGGGUUGGGAUAUAUUGGUAUAACAGUCAGUUCUCUGUGUUGAUGUGUUAGAAGCAGGAAAAAUGGGCAAGGGAUGCUACAUAAAGGUUCCUCUGAAAGUAACGGAACAGCAAGCUCAAUUAGUCUGUUUUUGCUAUACACUGAAGACGUUUGGGUUUGAGGUCAAAAGAUGAAUAUGAGAUGAUGGUUUAGAAUUUCAGCUUUCAUUUCCUGAUUUUUAUAUCUGUGUUACACAGAUUAAAACAUGGCACCUUUUGGUAUAGGCACAAAUUCUCUUAAAGUAAAUUAAACAGCACUUAAUAUUUGGUUCAUAUCCCUUACUUGCAAUAACUGUAUCAAGCCAGCAUACAUACAUCCCAUAUACAUCGCUCAAAACAAGAGUAGCUGUUCAUAGCUACUAAUUCUUUAAACUAUCAAUUUAACAGGAUACACCUGGGCAACAAGAAACACCAGUCACAUGUUCCAACAUACUUCAUCACUUGAAAAUAAAAUGUUUAAAAAAUCUAUAUGUAAAUAUCAGGAAAAAAAGCUAAAAUUCUGAGCUAUCGUUUUAUAUUCGUCAUUUGAUCUUAAACCCAGAUGUCUAGGUAUAGGAAAAACAAUAUAAUUGAACUUGCUUUUCAGAGGGGACUGUAUUUAACAGAGUUAAAAAUUAUGUUAACAGUUAACAGUUAUGUUUUUUAAGUGCUCAGUUGUAGUAUCCCUAACCUGAGUUGCUUAAUGUUCUGUAAUUGUUGUAUAGAAGGACUUGUUCUGUUAAGUCACAGGUGACCCGGUAAAUCACCAUGUGGUCAUGUUUGUGUUUGUGUUAAGUCGAGUACCAAUAAAACAUGCCUGUCCUUCUAAUACAGUGUAAAGUCUUUUUUUGUGUAUUGUUAAACUGAUGUCCCGAUAAAGCGGUGUGACCUUAUAAGUACCAAUUCUGUCGGAGGCGGGAGCUUCUCAGACGGUCCUUAUAUGCAACCAUAAUGUCAGGUCUUGUGUUUAAGAGUUUAAUUUUGCGUAGAAGAAAUCUGAAGUGAAAUUUGUCUUGCUAAAAAAAAACCAAAUUUUUUGAUGUUUACGGCAUUGCUGUAGCACAAAGGGAAAGGUGGGUCCCCUUAAACCACGUUUCAACUGGUUUGGCCGGCAAAGUCCUCGUAAGACUUAAAAACCAGUAUGUGUGUGUGUGUGUGUGUGUGUGU
This is a messenger RNA of Pangasianodon hypophthalmus (striped catfish), 3519 nucleotides long. RefSeq names its product inactive histone-lysine N-methyltransferase 2E-like. Gene Ontology annotation, molecular function: protein binding. The record is from RefSeq and is a predicted model, not a curated record. Bases 347 to 1726 code for a protein of 459 amino acids. Lineage: Eukaryota; Metazoa; Chordata; Actinopteri; Siluriformes; Pangasiidae. The transcript has 13 exons.